AUGCACCGAGUGUUGAUAUUCAUGAUGGUGGUGGGGGUGCACGGAUGCCCCAAUUCAGGCAACUGCCCCCCGACCCUGACGCCCAAUUCCACCUCCAAGGACUUCUGUUACUCCGCCCGGAUUCGCAGUACAGUGCUGCAAGGUUUACCUUUCGGGGGGGUGCCUACAGUCCUUGCCCUUGACUUUAUGUGCUUUUUGGGGCUGCUGGUUGUAUUCUCCUUCCUGAGAAAAGUAGCGUGGGACUAUGGGCGCCUCGCUCUGGUGACUGACGCUGACAGAAGAAUGGAUCAACGAUACAGUCGGCUGGAUGAUCGGGAAUAUGCCACUACCAUGACAUCAGAUGCAACAGAACGCUACGAACGCCUCACUUCAGUUUCCAGCUCUGUCGACAUCGAUCAGAGAGACACUGGCUUCUGCUCCUGGCUAACUGCCAUCUUCCGCAUCAAAGAUGAAGAGAUAAGGGAGAAGUGUGGGGAAGAUGCGGUCCAUUACCUUUCCUUUCAGCGACACAUCAUUGGCCUGCUGGUGGUGGUGGGCGUGAUGUCGGUGGGCAUCAUCUUGCCUGUUAACUUCUCUGGAAACUUACUUGAAAACAAUGCCUACAGUUUUGGGCGAACCACUAUAGCAAAUUUGGAUUCAGGAAAUGCACUAAUGUGGCUGCACACCAUCUUUGCAUUUCUCUACCUGUUACUGACAGUGUACAGCAUGCGACGGCACACCUCAAAGAUGCACUACAAGGAGGAUGACUUGGUGAAACGCACUUUAUUUGUCAAUGGAAUCUCCAAAUACGCAGAGGAGGCUGAGAUAAAGCAACACUUUGAGCAGGCGUAUGAAAACUGUGUUGUACUGGAGGCUCGUAUCUGUUACAAUGUGGCCAGGCUGAUGUACCUCAACUCUGAAAGGAAGAAGACGGAGCGCAGCAAGAAAUUCUUUAUUGACCUGCAUGCCAAGGAGCACAUUACCACCAUGAUCAAUCCAAAACCAUGCGGACAUCUUUGCUGUUGCAUCAUUAAAGGCUGCGAGCGGGAAGAGGCAGUGGGCUACUAUACCAAACUGGAGUCACAACUGAAAGAGGACUACAGGAAGGAGAAAGAAAAGGUGAACAGGAAGCCCCUGGGAAUGGCCUUUGUCACCUUCCAGAACGAGUCCAUCACUGCCAUAAUCCUAAAAGACUUUAACGCCUGCAAGUGUCAGGGCUGUCAGUGUCGCCGGGAGCCCAAGAGCUCUCAAUUCAACGUCAAGCUCCACACACACAACUGGACCGUCAGCUACGCCCCUGAUCCACAAAAUGUCUACUGGGAGCAUCUGUCAGUGGGAGGAGUCACCUGGUGGCUCCGCUGCCUGAUCAUCAACAUUGUCCUCUUCCUCCUCCUCUUCUUCCUCACCACCCCGGCCAUCAUCAUCUCCACAAUGGACAAGUUUAAUGUUACCAAACCUGUGGAGUACCUAAAUAAUCCAAUCGUCACCCAGUUCUUCCCCACCCUCCUACUGUGGUCCUUCUCCGCCUUACUGCCAACCAUCGUCUACUACUCUGCCUUCUUUGAGGCCCACUGGACUCGGUCAGGAGAGAACCGGACCACAAUGCAUAAAUGCUACACUUUCUUGAUCUUCAUGGUCCUGUUGCUGCCCUCUCUAGGACUCAGCAGUUUGGAUGUUUUCUUCCGCUGGCUUUUUGACAGAAGAUUCCUGGCAGAUGCUAAAGUUAGAUUUGAGUGUGUGUUCCUUCCUGAUAAUGGAGCCUUCUUCGUGAAUUAUGUCAUUGCGUCUGCGUUCAUCGGUAAUGCCAUGGAUCUGCUGCGGAUCCCCGGUCUGCUCAUGUACAUGAUCCGCCUCUGCCUGGCUCGCUCUGCAGCAGAGAGGAGGAACGUCAAGAAGCACCAAGCCUAUGAGUUUCAGUUCGGGGCAAGCCUAUGCCUGGAUGAGUGCGUCUUCACUGUAGUAAUGACCUACAGCAUCACCUGCCCCCAUCAUUGUCCCCUUUGGCUGAUGUACAUGCUGCUGAAACACCUCGCGGACAGGUACAACAUGUACUACUACGCAUAUCUGCCGUCCAAACUGGACAAGAAGAUCCAUUCUGGAGCGGUCAACCAAGUGGUGGCUGCUCUAUUCUCUGUCUCUUUCUGGCUUCUGUUCUUUUCCACUGUGCGCUCCGGAUUUUCAGCGGCUACAUCCAUGUUCACGUUCGUAGUUCUGGUCAUCACAAUCAUUAUCUGCCUCUCUCACGUCUGCUUCGGACACUUUAAAUAUCUCAGUGCUCACAACUACAAGAUCGACGACCAGGAGAUAGACGGGCGGUUGGAGAACGGGCGGUUGGAGAACGGGCGUCCGCCGUGCGUUACUACAACCAACAAAGCUGGACAAAUGUACAUAGCUGAGGUUCUCCAAGACCCAAAUUCAGAGGGGGGGUCAGGCAGUGGCGAGGAAGAUGGCCAGGGGUCCUCGCAGGACGAGGAAAUAAUCAAUGUGGAAAAUGGCUUGAAUGAGGACUUCCAGUCUGGUGAGGACAGCCUCAUUGAGAAUGAAGUGCGACACUGAUACUGACUGGAACAGUUAAAAACCCCCUAAGUUUAACUUGAGGAGUGCACUGAAAUUAUGUGAAUUUAACUAGGAACUGAACCAACAGUUCUCCAAAGCAUCGCAACCUCCAUCGAGAGACUUUACACUAACCUAAGCACACUGUCUACUAAGGAUUUAAUGGAUUGUCGCUCAAGGACUCUUGCAUUUCCUUCACUGGAUCUCACCAAACCACAUCUUCUGUCUGUGUACCUGCAGAGGGAAUCUACUCUGAAAAGGCAAGGACAGCCACAUGACGUCCUUCUGCUGAGGAAAGCCCCAAACACUGCACAUGGACUCAUGAAAGAAAGACACUAAUGCACAAAUGAAGCAUAGUUUGCCUUGUUUUGUAAGGGGACUGAUAUUCUGUGUAUUUCCCUAAACAUAUUGCACUUGAAAGAGAGAACCUGUCCUAUAAGCUCUACUUUCACUAAGGUACUGUAGUACAGCAUGCCUUCAAAGUUCAAAUGGUGGAGGGUUGUUCCUAAAAUCCUUUGCCAGUAUUUCUAAUUGUCUGCACUAAAUGCUUCCCCUGAAUAAGCAGCUGGAUUUGAGACGAGAACAAGUGAUUUCACACCAGACAGCUUGGUCCGUACAAAUGUGAUGUUCUCAAAAUAGUUCUUCCAAUUCCAUAAAAGCCUUUAGAAAAUAAACAAAGAAGAAAGAAAUUGCUACUAACACUCCUGGAUGCUACGACACUGUACAGCUACAAAACUCUGGAUUUGUAAAAUAGCCUUUUUUUGACAUGGUAUUUAUUUGUAGGCAUUGAAUUUGAAAUGCUAUCAAGCUUGAUACAUCCCUACACUUUGGAAGAAUAUAACCCAUCUCUUGGCACACCACAUUCAUCUUCCGUUCAUUCUCUGAGCCUGAGUUGGGACUGCUGUUGGACUGCUGCUACUGAUGUGGCCCUGGUGAAGGGAACCCCCCCCCCCCCCCCCCCCCACCCCCCCCCCCCCCCCCCCGGGCUGCAGCUGGAGGACUGGAGGCCCGGAGCCUGCUGAUCCUUCUGUGGAUGCUCAGAGGAUGAAGCGAAAAGCCUUUGGUUUUUUUGUUCCACUUCAUAUGAUACUGGACUGAUUCUCUUAAUUUGUUGUCUUCCAUUUGUAUCUCUUUGUUCACAUGUUUACGUCUUCAUGGAGAGAUUUAGAAAUUAGCAUUGAGUGUUCUACUGAUUUAUGAAUAAGCUAAUCUAUAUCUCAUCACUCAGUCUUCUGCCAGGUCCUCUCCAUUUAUAUCAUGUAGGUAGCAUUUUGUUCCAGUUGUCAUCCAGCAUUGUUAUGGUUUCCCCAUUUGCAAUUACUCAAGAGUUGUAUAAUGUUUAGCUCAAAUUGUGCAAUUUCUGGUGACAACUUAUCAGAUCUUAGGCUUGGCCGAUUAACUCUCAAUACUACUAUGCCUCCCCCAUUGAAAGCAAAUUGGAAGAUAUAUGCAUUAUGUUGCUUCAUGAGUUGUGAUAAAGUGAGCCCUCUAUUGUACAUUCCAUUUGCAGAUCCAGUUACUAGCAUUGGCAGGCCUCCGACAGAGCUAUAGUAACUUCCAGAUCUGCCUCAGCCAUAUCAAACAGCUUAUUUUCAGGAAUCAGGUAGACUCAGACAACAUCACAAACACAAUUUAACAAUUUAGAAAUUAAAAACAAAGUGCUUACACAGUUAGGACCUUACUCAGGAUUGAUCAAGCUUCUUGUUUUUGUCAUUUCAGUUUUUCCUAAGUAAAGACGACACCAUGAGCUUCCCUAAAAAAGAGGAUUGUUGGUAGAGCAAGGCUGCAGACAAAGCGCCACUAUAGUGUGCCACUGUGGAUGAAUUGUUGUUUUUGGGGCCAUUUAUAUAAAACUUAUUAUCCAGAUGCUCAGAGAACCAAUGUGGGAAAUGUGCACUAAUCUCACUUUCACUUGUAUGAUUGACAGAGAAGGGCCCGCCCCCUGUGGGUGUAAUGAUUACAAUGGUGAACCUAAAAUGUUUCCAUAAUGUUUCCAUGGGUAUAUUGGCACCAUAUAUGGGUAAAUUAUUAUGGAACUAAUGAGAGAGUUGUUUGACACCCUUGAGUCUGGUGCUCUUCUAGUCAUGAUAAGGUGAUUUUAUUUUUAUACCUCUUCAUUUUUAUACCUCAGAGAUGUCAUGAAAUCUCUAAAUGUGUCCUGUCUAAAUCUAAAUCCACUGCCCGGCUCUGAGAGAAAUACCUAAAAAUCGUAUAAUGUCUAAUAUCUACAGUGUUUAAACGUUGAAUGUAGGUUAAUUUCAAACCUUUUGGUAAGUUAAGUGCGAUCGCUGUAUUUACACAGCUUCAACAGGAGGGUUCUCUAUAGCUAACCAGCAAUUAAAGUGUCAUACUACAGAACUUGAUUGUGCCCAGUCCCAUCAUCAUGGCAUUUCAUUUGUCAGUCUGCAACGAUUUCCACUACUUUUUUUUUUUUGUGUGUGUAAUUCCAAGUCUAGGAUCCUCAUGAGUCCUUUUAUUUUAGAUUGUGUUUAUAAGAUCUGUAUAGACGGUGGGAAAUGGAUUGUUUUUCUGAAAAGCUAGGCACUUUCUAAUAGAAGUUCUCAGCUUGUUCUACUGUACUAUGUACUCAGAAUGGGUAGUAAAGUGUCUGUGUAUCAAACUGCACAAUUAGAA
Gymnodraco acuticeps is the source of this 5166-nucleotide messenger RNA. Its product is annotated as CSC1-like protein 2. Lineage: Eukaryota; Metazoa; Chordata; Actinopteri; Perciformes; Bathydraconidae. The record is from RefSeq and is a predicted model, not a curated record. Gene Ontology annotation, cellular component: plasma membrane. Gene Ontology annotation, molecular function: nucleic acid binding; calcium-activated cation channel activity.